This is a messenger RNA of Funneliformis mosseae, 283 nucleotides long. The record is from the annotation of a GenBank genome assembly. Lineage: Eukaryota; Fungi; Glomeromycota; Glomeromycetes; Glomerales; Glomeraceae.
UGUCUAUAUUUACAAUCUCGGUGUAUAUUUACACUUUAUUGAUUUUGAUCGAAAAGAUAAAGUUGUCUUCAAAGUUACCAUUGAUGAUAUUUUCAAGGUUCCUGGUGAUUUAAAAGCUGUAUACGUUAUGUUCGCUAUUGCCGAGUUUGAAAGCAUAUUUUCCUUUUCACAAUAUAUGAAUUUGGAUAAUUCUCAUUUUGAGGUCAAGAACGAGUCGGAAUUGGAGUGUAAUUUGCGACCAUCUGUUGAAAAAGACCUUAAGGAUAACAAAUAUGUUUGUUGA